Messenger RNA from Wyeomyia smithii (pitcher-plant mosquito), 879 nucleotides. RefSeq names its product 28S ribosomal protein S18b, mitochondrial (gene mRpS18B). The record is from RefSeq and is a predicted model, not a curated record. The transcript is spliced from 2 exons. Gene Ontology annotation, cellular component: mitochondrion; ribosome. The coding region runs from base 253 to 879 and encodes 208 amino acids. Gene Ontology annotation, biological process: mitochondrial translation. Lineage: Eukaryota; Metazoa; Arthropoda; Insecta; Diptera; Culicidae. Gene Ontology annotation, molecular function: structural constituent of ribosome.
AAAAUUCGAAAACUUUUCAUUAAAAUUUUGACCUGAAUAUUUUUCGAGUGUGCUCCUGCAAAAGACCGGCUGCGUAACAUAUAAUUUCUUUCUCUUUGCCUUCAUUCUAAACAAAUUUUUCUACAUUUUUAUUGUAAGCAAAACACAUGUUUGUUGGGAGUAUAUUUUGGGUAUUGUAUUUCAUUAUAUUAAGCUUCAAUUUAGCUUACGUCACUCGGUGAGAUUGUGGUUACGAAAUAAGGAAGCAAAGAAAUGUCAUUACUCAGAGCCGUGGCUGGUGAAAUUUUUUCCGCUUAUCGCCAGGGAAUUCUUUCCAUACAAAGUCGUCCCCUUUGUGUUACGUCGUAUCGAGCUGCCUCGAAAAAAACGUCUCCGGAGCCCGCUGCAUCGAAGGAGGAAGAACAGCCCGAUCAAGCUGAACAACAAUCCGGCAAAGAAGCACAGAUUGAUCCCAAGGAUCGCAGUCGUGUCAUCCCGGUGGAGACCAGUAUCCGAUAUCUGCUGAGCGAAGCCUACCAGCAAACUUAUCAGGGCGAGCCGGUGUGGAAGAACUACCGUCGAAACCAUAAGGGUAUUUAUCCGCCGAGGAAAACGCGAAAGACCUGCAUUCGCAGGGGGAAGAUUUCAACGGGCAAUCCAUGUCCUAUUUGCCGUGACGAGUAUCUAGUGUUGGACCACAGAAACCUUAACCUGAUCAAGCAGUUUAUUUCGGGCCAAACUGGUAAAGCACUCAGUUAUCAGAUUACCGGGCUCUGCCAGAAGCGGCAUCUAGAGUUACUGGUGGCGGUUGAGCGGGCGUUAGAUCAUGGUAUGAUAACGUUUGACGUCCCGUUCCGUCAGUACGAUUACUCCGAGUACUAUUCAACGUUGCAAAAGUAA